AUGGUCAACAAGGUGUUUGGUAAUGUAGAUGCUUAUGUUUACACCAUUGAGUUUCAGAAACGUGGUCUUCCACACGCACAUAUACUCAUCAUCUUGGAUGAGAACAGCAAGUUACUUACUGCCGACGACGCCGAAAGUGUUGUGUGUGCCUACUUGCCUGACCCUGCAUCCGAAAGGCGCCUACUCGACAAUGUGAAAACGCACAUGAUUCAUGGUCUGUGCAAACCACACAACCGCAACAGUCCGUGUAUGGUGGACAACAGUUGUACGAAGAAAUAUCCCAAAGAAUACAGCGAGGAGACUGUAUACAUUUCUGAUGGUGGUUACCCGACUUAUCGUAGACCGAACAAUGGACUUGUGAUCAACGUCAGAGGUCAUCCUGUCGGAAAUGAGUUUGUUGUCCCAUACAACCCAUGCUUGCUGGUUAAGUAUGAUACCCACAUAAACGUUGAGGUGUGCUCUCAGAGCGUAAUGUAUUUGUAUAAAUACGUCUACAAGUGCCAUGACGCAGCUACCUUGGAAGUUUGGAAUGGGGAUGAAAUUGAAAAGUAA
Messenger RNA from Myzus persicae (green peach aphid), 552 nucleotides. RefSeq lists its product as uncharacterized. The record is from RefSeq and is a predicted model, not a curated record. Lineage: Eukaryota; Metazoa; Arthropoda; Insecta; Hemiptera; Aphididae. The transcript has a single exon. Bases 1 to 552 code for a protein of 183 amino acids.